Anopheles bellator is the source of this 1418-nucleotide messenger RNA. Its product is annotated as CCA tRNA nucleotidyltransferase 1, mitochondrial. The record is from RefSeq and is a predicted model, not a curated record. Gene Ontology annotation, molecular function: RNA binding; nucleotidyltransferase activity. NCBI's taxonomy places the organism in Eukaryota, Metazoa, Arthropoda, Insecta, Diptera, Culicidae. The transcript is spliced from 5 exons. The coding region runs from base 15 to 1418 and encodes 467 amino acids. Gene Ontology annotation, biological process: RNA processing.
AUAUUCGCAAAAAGAUGGUUAUUUCCCGGUCUUUAGCACUCGUGCAGAAACGCGUUUUCUUGUGCAAUAUUUGGCAUCGUUUCAGCUGUUCGGAAUCUGAAAAGUAUAGAGAUUUCAUAACACAACGCAGAAUGGAAGCGCGCGCGAUUGCCCGUCCCGAUCCGGUGAUGAAGAAAAUUGAUAGCCCCGAGUUUCACUCCAUCUUCACGCAGGAGCUAAAAGAUUUAGUCGCUCUGUUCGAUCGUUACAAUUAUGAAAUUCGGAUAGCUGGAGGGGCGGUAAGGGACAUAUUGAUGAACAUAAAUCCAAAGGAUGUAGACAUUGCCACCACUGCAACACCAUCGCAAAUGAAGGAAAUUUUUUCAAAGGAAAACAUUCGGAUGGUGAAUAUGAACGGAGAGAAACAUGGCACCAUCACGCCUCGAAUUAACGAUAAAGAGAGCUUCGAGAUAACCACAUUGCGCUUGGAUGUCGUUACCGAUGGACGGCAUGCCGAGGUGGUUCACACGACCGAUUGGCUAUUGGAUGCCAACCGAAGAGAUCUAACGAUUAAUUCUAUGUUCCUUGGUUUCGAUGGUACCCUGUAUGAUUACUUUUACGGAUAUGAGGAUCUUCAGCGACGGCACGUCGCCUUCGUCGGUGAUCCCGAUAAGCGUAUCAAAGAGGACUUUCUGCGCAUUUUACGUUACUUCCGCUUCUAUGGGCGGAUUGCGGAGGAAGCAAAUCGUCACGAUGAUGAAACACUACGCAUCAUCGCGAACAACGCCGACGGACUCGCUAGAAUCAGUGGUGAACGGAUUUGGCAAGAGUGGAAGAAGAUACUUACCGGUAAUUUCGGUACUGAGCUAACCGUCUCAAUGAUCAAAUGUGGACUGGCACCGCACUGUGGACUGCCAGAAUCGCCUAACGUAGAACAAUUUGUGCGUGUUUCUGGAAGAGUACGCCGCUUCAAUGGAAAAAUGCAACCAAUGACCGUUGCUUCAGCACUGCUGCACACACCCGAAGACGCCGUUCAGCUGAACAGUCGACUAAGACUCACCGUGUUUGAGCGAGAGUUGUCCUACUUUAUUACACAGAACCGGGACGAAGCUGCUACGAUAGAGGACAUACAGCCCUUCCAACAACUUUGCCUAAAAUCGGUCGGGAAUGCUAAGCUAAGGAAAGAGUACGUGCUUGAGUUGCUGAAAUACCUCGGUAAGCCAGCACUGUACCAGCAGCUUCUGGAGUGGCCGUUACCGGUGUUUCCUGUGAAAGGAAACGUUCUCAUAGCACAUGGCGCACCAAAAGGUCCAAAACUUGGGCUUGUAAUGGAUCGAUUGAAAGUCAUAUGGUCCAACAAUCUUUACAGCAUGUCGGAAGAGGAAAUACUGAAGCAUCUCCCGACUGUGCUUGAUGAGUUAAACACGAAAAAGAAAUAA